Messenger RNA from Polypterus senegalus (gray bichir), 2556 nucleotides. RefSeq names its product extracellular calcium-sensing receptor-like. NCBI's taxonomy places the organism in Eukaryota, Metazoa, Chordata, Cladistia, Polypteriformes, Polypteridae. Gene Ontology annotation, cellular component: membrane. Gene Ontology annotation, biological process: G protein-coupled receptor signaling pathway. Gene Ontology annotation, molecular function: G protein-coupled receptor activity. The record is from RefSeq and is a predicted model, not a curated record. Bases 175 to 2556 code for a protein of 793 amino acids. The transcript is spliced from 6 exons.
CAUGUAUUACUGUUUGCUCUUUUGACAAGAGCAAAGGAACCUGUAUGUUCUCUUCAAGGAAAACAAGUAUUUCCACAGCUGGCAAAAGAUGGAGAUGUCAUAAUCGGGGGAAUUUUUUCAUUUCAUAGUAGCUGGAAUGGUAAACUGUCAUUGUUUGAAACAAUACCAGAAGAUAUGCAAUGUAAAACUUUAAGUCUGAGAGAUUUUCAGUUUGCACAAACUAUGAUCUAUGCCAUAGAAGAAAUAAAUAACAAUACUGACAUUCUGUCUGGUUUUACUCUGGGCUAUAAGAUCUAUGAUGCUUGUGGAUCUGUAGCUAUCUCAAUAAAAGCAGCCAUGGCUUUACUGAAUGACCAGAAAGAUGAAAACUCUGAUGUGUCUUGUGUCAAUUCAACAACUGUUCAAGCCAUCAUUGGAGAGUCAGCCUCAACACCGACUAUUGCAAUUUCUUCAGCAAUUGGACCUUUUCACAUACCAGUGAUUAGCCAUUUUGCUACCUGUGCAUGUCUGAGCAAUAGGAAUCUGUAUCCUACAUUUUUCAGAACCAUACCAAGUGAUUUCUAUCAAAGCAGAGCUCUAGCUCAACUUGUAAAGCAUUUUGGAUGGACUUGGGUGGGCACAAUAAGAAGUGACAAUGAUUAUGGAAACUCAGGAAUGGCUACCUUUCUACAAGCUGCUAGGCAAGAGGGCAUCUGCAUAGAAUAUUCAGAUGCAAUUUUCAGAACUGACUCCAGAGAAAAAAUCCUUGCAUUAGUAGAAGUUAUUAAGAAGGCUUCCUCAAAAAUUAUUGUAGCAUUUACUUCUCAUGUAGAUAUGGAAGUUUUGUUGCGAGAAUUAUUACUACAAAAUGUUUCUGGUCUUCAAUGGAUUGGUAGUGAGUCAUGGAUUACUGAUAGAUAUCUUGCAUCCAGAUACGGAUGUAAUAUUCUUGGUGGAGCCAUUGGCUUUGCUAUCCGCAAUGCAGUUAUAGAUGGCCUAAAAGAAUUUCUUUUAAAAUUGCAUCCAUCACAUUUACCAGAAAGUGCUUUUUUGAAAGAGUUUUGGGAGAGUAUCUUCAGUUGUUCAUUAAACAGUGAAAAUAAGACCAUGUCUGCAAAGCCGUGCACUGGCAAAGAAAAUCUGAAAGGUGUAAAUAAUGAAUACACUGAUGUAUCGGAUUUGCAAAUUUCAAAUAAUGUUUACAAAGCAGUAUAUGCCAUAGCCUAUUCACUACGUAAUAUGCUUACCUGUAAAAAUGGGCAAGGUCCUUUUGCUAAUAAAACAUGUGCAAACAAAAAGAAGAUUGAACCCUGGCAGGUCCUGCAUUACUUGAGAACAGUUAACACCACAUCUGGAAAUGGUGAGAAAAUCUAUUUUGAUGAAAAUGGAGAUCCAACAGCAACAUAUGAACUUGUCAAUUGGCAGUCUAAUAAAGAGAUGACAACUGAAUUUGUUACUGUUGGAUAUUAUGAUGCAUCCUUGCCACCUGGACAACAAUUUAAGAUGAUCAAUACCAAGAUUUCAUGGACAGGGUCCCAAAAUGAGGUGCCAUUAUCAGUGUGCAGUGAAAGUUGCCCUCCAGGGACCCGAAAAGCAGUUCUGAAAGGAAAACCUUCAUGCUGUUUUGACUGCAUAUCGUGUACAGAGGGAGAAAUCAGCAAUGCAACAGAUUCCAUUGAGUGUAUCAAGUGCCCUGAAUAUUAUUGGUCAAACAGACAACAAUCUCAUUGUAUCUUAAAAUCAACUGAAUUUCUGUCAUUUUAUGAAAUUAUGGGAAUACUGCUGUCAAUAUUUUCAGUAGCUGGGGCCUGUUUAAGCAUAUCAAUAGGUAUAGUGUUUUUCAAAUAUAGGGACACUCCAGUAGUUAAAGCCAAUAAUUCUGAGUUAAGUUUUCUCCUUCUGUUUUCAUUAACCCUCUGUUUUCUUUGCUCACUGCUCUUCAUAGGUCAGCCAACUGAGUGGUCCUGCAUGUUACGUCACACAACUUUUGGGAUUACAUUUGCAUUAAGUAUUACUUGUAUACUGGGGAAAACAAUUGUUGUGUUAGUUGCCUUCAAGGCAACUCUGCCUGGUUACAAUAUCAUGAAAUGGCUUGGGGCCACCCAACAAAGGUUAAGUGUAUUUAGUAUAACACUUAUCCAGACAAUAAUUUGCACUCUCUGGCUAAUUCUUUCACCUCCAUUUCCAUAUAAAAAUACAAAUUCCUAUAAAGACAAGAUAAUCUUAGAAUGCAAUGUUGGAUCUGCAGUAGCCUUCUAUGCAGUGAUUGGAUAUGUUGGUUUUCUUUCUUUAUCAUGUUUCAUUCUUGCCUUUCUUGCUCGAAAGCUUCCAGACAAUUUUAAUGAAGCAAAAUUUAUUACAUUUAGCAUGCUGAUUUUCUGUUCCGUCUGGAUUACUUUCAUCCCAUCUUAUAUCAGUUCCCCUGGCAAAUACACUGUAGCUGUGGAGAUAUUUGCUAUUUUAGCUUCCAGCUUUGGCCUGCUUACUUGCAUUUUUGCCCCAAAAUGCUAUAUAUUGUUACUCAGACCAGAGCAGAAUACAAAAAAACAUUUAAUGAGUAAAACACCAUUAAAAUAA